CCUGUGUCCGCCGCGUUCUGCGAUAUCAUGAUCUACGUGCCACACUGCGCGGCCAACACACGGCAGACCCAAUUUGGGCCUGGCUUCUGUGUACCCACAAAACACCGCACUUGCUAUAAAAACCACACGGCCAGAGAACCUCACCCCCAUCGCCUCUUUUGCUCUUACUCUACCUCGACCCACCAGAAGCCGGGUCUCCUUCCCUCUCUCUCCUUGCCUCAAGCCACUCAGUCAUCCCUCUCGGUCUCGUGGCAUCGAAGGUUCGCAAAACCAGGGACCGCUAUCGGUGGCCGGCCUGUUAUGUCACAGUGGACCGCGUAGAGUGUUUGUGAAUCGCAUAGUAGUAGACUGCCCACCGAUGUGUAUCGCUCAGACGACGACAAGCCCAGUCCGCGACUUUACCACGUUCGAGAUUACUGGUAUAUGUUCGAUCAGAGGCACGACGAUUCGAUGCAUGCCAGUCCGCCUAAGAGUCUAUGGAAAUUCGCAGUAUAAAACAUCCAAAUCCAGGUGAAAUCGCACUCAAGGACCAUGCCACAGCGGCACACCUGUUUAUUCGCUAUGUUCGGACUCGCCGAGGCACUCAGCCAGGCAGCGAGAUGGCCGUAGCAGAAUAUCUGCCAAAUCGUCUGCACGUGCGCUCGGUCGCGAGCACUGUAUAUAGAUGCGACAGAACACACCGUCGA
Mycena citricolor is the source of this 686-nucleotide messenger RNA. Lineage: Eukaryota; Fungi; Basidiomycota; Agaricomycetes; Agaricales; Mycenaceae. The record is from the annotation of a GenBank genome assembly.